AUGCCCACCACCCCCGAAAUCCACACCCAAACUCUCCAAUGGCUCCAAGCCUACCACACCUCCGGAGACGCCAUGAACCCACGCACUUUCGUCCCCCAAUUCCACACCGAAGACUGCGAAAUGAUAUUCCCGGGCAAAGAGCCUAUCAAAGGCCACGCGCAGAUCAUCGCCUUCUACGAGCAGCAGUUCCAGAUCAUUGCGUCGAUGAAACAUACCAUCGGGCAUUUCGACGUGGUGGAGGAUCGGGUAUACCAGGAGGCGGAUAUCGAGUAUGUGUUGAAGGGGGAUCCGGAGGAGAAGGUUAUAAAAGUGCAAGGGCUGGCUGUGUUUGGGAAGGGGGUGAGCGAUGAGCGGAUGCAUUUCUUUAAAGUGUAUUUGGACCCGAGUGCUAUUUUCAAGAGGGUGGGGGAGUUGCAAAACGGGUCUGCGUGA
Aspergillus melleus is the source of this 432-nucleotide messenger RNA. RefSeq names its product nuclear transport factor 2 family protein. The record is from RefSeq and is a predicted model, not a curated record. NCBI's taxonomy places the organism in Eukaryota, Fungi, Ascomycota, Eurotiomycetes, Eurotiales, Aspergillaceae. The transcript has a single exon. The coding region runs from base 1 to 432 and encodes 143 amino acids.